CGGAGCCGGAGCCGGGAGCAGCAGCAGCGACCGCGGGGAGCGAAGCCGCCGCCGCGUCCGUGAGGCCUCCGUGGGGCCCGGCCCGAGGCCCGGGGCGGCCGCACCAUGUUCAAGAAGCUGAAGCAGAAGAUCAGCGAGGAGCAGCAGCAGCAGCAGGCGGCGGCCCAGGUCCCUUCCAGUUCUCCUGCCCCAGCAGGGACCAGGAGCCGGACGUCUUCUCUUACAGAGCAGCCUGAGGAUGGGACGCCCAACAGAGAGCUUCUAGCUGGGAUUUUAGCAGAGCCUGCUUUUCUCUCUGAGUACACUAUCUUUGCUUUGGAUUCCUCCAAACCACCCAAACCACAGAUUGCCUGUGUGACUGCAUCUAGCCACACGCCUCCAAAAACAGCUGACUGCAUUAAUGGAAAUGAACCAGCUCCUCAGCCGAGUGAGGCGCAAUCUUUUGCGCAGAAGCUCCAGCUCCGUGUUCCCUCAAUGGAAUCUCUAUUUCGAAGUCCAAUCAAGGAGUCCUUGUUCCGUUCUUCUUCAAAAGAGUCUCUGGUACGAAGCUCCUCGAGAGAGUCCCUGAAUCGCCUUGAUCUGGACUCGUCCGCCAUGCUGGAUCCGCCGUCUGACAUUGAAAGUGAGGCUGAGGAGGCCACAGCCGGGAUGGACGGUCUCAGUAAAGAGCAGCUCUGUCAGCGGCUGCGGAGGAUGGAACGAAGCUUAAACAGCUACAGAGGCAAAUAUUCGGAGCUUGUUACAUCCUAUCAAGCUGUCCAAAGAGAAAAGAAGAAGUUACAGGGUCUUUUGAGCCAGAGUCAAGAUAAAGCCCUCAGGAGAAUUGGAGAAUUACGGGAGGAGCUUCAGAUGGACCAGCAGGCGAAGAAACAUCUUCAGGAAGAGUUUGAUGCGUCCUUAGAGGAGAAGGACCAGUACAUCAGUGUGCUGCAGACUCAGGUUUCACUCCUGAAGCAUCGCUUGCAAAGUGGCCAGAUGACAGUGGAAUUACCUAAAUCCGAAAGCCUCCCCAAAGAAAUUAAGGAAGAGAAUGUACAGAACGAUCUGGAUCAUGGAGUGUCAGCAGAGGGAGAUGGAGACACUGCCAAAACAUUGGAAACUCUUCAGCAGAGAGUUAAAAGACAAGAGAAUCUCCUUCAGCGGUGCAAAGAGACCAUUAAGUCGCACAAAGAGACCAUUAAGUCGCACAAAGAGCGUGCUACCGUCCUGACCAAUGAGAAAGAAGCUCUUCAGGAGCAGUUAGAUGAAAGACUUCAGGAACUGGAGAAGAUGAAGGAACUUCAUAUGGCUGAGAAAACAAAAUUGAUUACUCAGUUGCGGGAUGCAAAGAACCUGAUUGAACAACUUGAACAAGAUAAGGGAAUGGUAAUAGCAGAGACCAAACGUCAGAUGCACGAAACACUGGAAAUGAAGGAAGAGGAGAUCGCUCAACUUCGAAGUCGAAUCAAGCAGAUGACUACCCAGGGAGAGGAGCUGCGAGAACAGAAAGAGAAAUGUGAAAAAGCUGCUUUUGAGGAACUUGAAAAAGCUUUGAGCACAGCACAAAAAACUGAAGAAGCCCGGAAAAAAAUGAAGGCUGAGAUGGAUGAACAGAUAAAAGCAAUUGAAAAGACAAAUGAGGAAGAACGGAUAAAUCUGCAGCAGGAGCUGAGCCGGGUAAAACAGGAAGUUGUAGACAUCAUGAAGAAAUCAUCUGAAGAGAAAAUCGCUCAUCUCCAGAAGAUGUAUGCUGGGGAGCUCGCUAACAAGGAGAAGGAGCUCAAUGAGAAAUUUCAGGCUCGGGAAGAAGAAUUCCAGAGGCAAUUGAAAGCAGCUCUGGAAAAUAAUCAAACAGAGUGUUUAAAGACCACUCAAGAAAAGGAGCAGCUGGAAUUUCUUAAUCAUGAAAAACUUGAAUUGGAUAAAAAAACUUUACUCUUAAAAGUAAGUGAGGAUAAGCUUCAGGAUCUACAGCAAGAAGCAGAGGCAUAUAGAAAUCGAAUCCUAGAGUUGGAAAGCUCCCUGGCAAAAUGCUCUCAAGAUAGCAAGAAUCGGGUGGAAGAGAUGCCCUUACAAAUGGAAUCCGAGCGAAACAAGCACAACGCAGAAAUCACAAUCAUGGUUGAAAACCAUAAAGCAGAAUUAGAAAGUGUGCAGAAAGAGCAGGAACAGCUUUGGACAGAGAAACUUCAAGUUCUAAAGGAGCAUCACCAGACUGAAAUCGAGCAGCUCAGGGAGAAAUACAAACAAGAACAAGAAGCAUUAUUGAAAGAGAAGGAGACUGUGUUCCGUGGACACAUAGAAGAGAUGAACGAGAAGACAUUAGAAAAGCUUGACGUGAAGCAGACAGAGUUAGAAGCAUUAUCUUUGGAGUUAUCCGAAGUAUUAAAAGUUCGCCAGAAUCUGGAAAAAGAGCUCUCUGUCUUAAAGAAUGAGACAGAUCAAGUAAAACGGGAGCUUGAGGCAAAGCUGGAUGAACAGAGAAUUCAGCACCAGCAGCAAGUUGACAUGCUCAUCGAAGAGCAAAAACUCUCUGUGCAGAAUAUUGAGAAAGUAAUGAAAGAUGAAGUCAAUCAACUUGGGCUUCUGCUAAAGGAAAAGGAACGACAUUUGGAAGAACAGCAAGCACAGCAGCAGAAAUUAGAGGAAUCUAUCAAAAGAGCUGAAACGGAGCUUAAACAAGCGUCAGAUAAGAUAGAUAUUUUUCAGUCACACCAAAAUAACUCAAAUGAACAGAUUAAGGCCUAUGAGAAGCAGCUGAUAGAAUUGCAGCAGAAAUGGAUUGAUGUGCAAGCAGAGAAAGAUCGCCUUGAAAAACAGGUGGCAGAAGCUGAUAUUCAAAAGAAUCAUCUCAAUGUGGAACUGGACUCUUAUAAAACUCAGGUACAAGACUUAAUGCUGCAGCUGGAGAAAGACCAUCUUGAAAUGGAUCAAAAACUCCUUUCUCUAACCAAUCAACAUGAGUCUCAACUCAAAGAUCUCAGUAAGGAACUAGAACAGACCAGGCAAAGUUUGACCGAAAGGGAAAAUGAAAUUUUACACAUGAAAGAAGUGCAGGGCCAGGAAAUCAACAAUUUUAAGCAAAAACUGUCAGCCAUAGAAGAAAGCAUGAAGACUUUGGAAGAAGAACAUGAGAACAAAUUGAAGAAUCAAGAAAUCAAAAUGGAAAAAAUGAAACAGAACACAAAGGAAGUGCAAGAGAUCUUCAAGAAGAAACUGUCAGAUCAGGAAGCUAAGUUGAAAAAAGAACUUGAAAACUCACAGCUAGAGUUUAGCGAGAAAGAAAAACAGUUUAAUGAAAAACUGUUGGAGAUGGCUCAGGCUAGUUCUGCUGGAAUGAAUGACACUAUUUCAGAACUGAAGAAGAACCAAAAGGAGCAGAUGGAAAGUCUUAAGGUGGCGCAUCAGCGACAACUGAGUAAGAUUGCGUUAAGUUGGGAAAAGAAGGUGGGUCAGCAAGCCAAGGAGCUCCAGGAGAAGCAUGAACGCGAGCUCCAGGAGAAGGAGCGGGAAGUGACCUUGCUGAAAGAGGAGGGUGUGAAGCAGGGAGUGCUGCUGGAUGAGCUCCAGGAGCAGCUGAAGCAGAAAUCUGCUCAUGCAGAGAUGCUGACCCAGAGCGCGGCGGACAUGAAGGCGCGGCUUGAGGCCCUGGAGGCUGACCUGGAUCAUUCUGUUAGAGAAAGGGCCUCUCUUCAUGAGCAGAUAAGAGAGCUGAAGGUACAGGAAGCAAAAGAGGAGCAGAAGCUUUUGGAGGUGACCGAGAAGUUGAAAACUACUGAAGAGCAACUUGGGGCUUUGAAAUCUUCAUGUGAAGCAUAUGAGAAGAAAGUAGCUGCUGACCACUCGCACUUUCAGAAACUCUCUGAAAAACUAGCAGCCCAGCUGCAUGCGUACUGCCAGGAAGCCGAAGCCCUCCUGCAAGCUAAAACCAGUGAGCUGAUUGAGAAAAGUCACAGUAAAAUCGAGACUGCACUUUCUAGGGUUUCUUCUUGCCAGCACCAGACAGCUAAAGUGAAGGAAGUGAUGUUAAUUCAAACUCGUAAAAUCCCUGAACUAGAAGCAAAACUCCGACAGGCGACAGAACAACAAAAUGUAUUAAGUAGUUCUUUGCAACGUUCAGUUCAUCAAUUAGAAGAAAAAGAAAAUCAGAUUAAGAGUAUGAGUGCUGACAUCGAAGGCCUCGUCACAGAGAAAGAGGCAUUGCAGAAAGAAGGAGGGCAUCAGCAGCAGGCUGCCUCCGAGAAGGAAUCUUGCAUCACGCAACUCAAGAAGGAGCUGGCAGAAAACAUCAAUGCUGUCACCCUGAUGAGAGAGGAGCUCCAAGAAAAGAAAUCUGAAAUCGGCGGCCUCCACGACCGCGUACGGGAGCUGAAUGCCCAACUUCAGAACAGCAUUAGCUUAACAGAAAAAGAGGAGGCCUUAUCGCUGAUGAAUAAGCAGCACCAAGAGGCCCAACGGGAGCUGCUCAACCAGGUCCAGGAUUUAUCCCUGACGGUCGACACCUUGAACACGGAGAAAGUAUCGGCUCUUGAGCAGGUGGAUCACUGGAUGAAUAAAUUCUCCGAGUGGAAGAAGAAAGCCCAGUCGAAGAUUACACAGAAUCAGAAUACUAUUAAAGACUUACAGGUGCAAUUGGAGCUAAAAACAAAGGAGUCUAGUGAAAAAGAUGAACAAAUCAAUUCAUUAAAAGAGAACCUUGAUAAGGAAAAAGAAAGUUUUCAGAGUUGGAAGGAUGAACUUGAAGAAAGGGAGAGUAAGAAGGAGAAACAUGAGUGUGACUUACAAGCCAAGUUAAACGUCCACUUGGCAAGAAUUGCGGAGUUAGAGGAGCAUGUUAACCAGAAAACAGCAGAAAACACGUCCUUAGUGGAAGAAGUGAGAAGACACUGUGAAAAGGAAGAACAGCUUCAGCGCGCGCAAGAGCGAGGGGAGGCGCAGCUGCUGCAGCUUCAGAUGCAGGCGGACACUCUGAAGUCGGAGCUGGAGGCUCAGCGGAAGGAGACGGAGCACGCCGUCGCAUGUAGCGACAGAAGCAGAGCGGAGCAGUUGAAGGCCCUGCAGGAGCGCCUGGAUGCAGAAAAUGCUGCCAAGUUGGCAGAGCUGAAGAAGAAGGCCGAACAAAAAAUUGCCACCAUCAAGAAGCAGUUGCUGUCCCAAAUGGAAGACAAGGAAGAGCAGCACAAGAGAGAAGCUGAAAGCCAGGUAAUGGCGCUGACCCAGCAGCUGCAGGAGAAGGAGCGUGAGGUUCAGCAUCUUCGCCAGCAGCUGGGGUCUGCAGGUGGACAGACGCGAGAGCUGGCAGGAGAGGCCACGGCCGAGGCACCUGUGGCACAGGUCACAGAGGGGGAGACUGGCCGGGAGGAAAGGGCUCCGGCUGAGACACAGGAGCUUCUGGCAGAGCGGGAGCAGCAGGAGAGGCAGAAAAUCCCCCAAGAGAAGGAUCAGACGGCGGAAGAAGAAAUAAAGGGGUUGGAUGCCUCUGGUGCAAGAGAGCAAAAAGAAACCAGCGUGGGAGUGGGGUUGCUGAUGGCUGGCCCCGGACACUUGCAGGCUUCCCCACAGCAGCUGGAGGAGAGAGAACAGCCAGUGGAAGUCGUAGGGAACAGUGGUGAAAGCGGCCCAAAGGCCCAGACAGCCCUGGCCACCCAGGGCCCGCAAGAAGACCUGCGCUCUGAGCUGGCGGAGGCCGAGCGGGACCGACAGCGGCUGCGCAAGGAGGUGAAUCGCUUGCAGAAGGAUUUACGGACUCUGAGGAAGGAGCACCAGCAGGAAUUGGAAAUAACCAAGAAAGAAUGGGAAGAAGAAAUGGAGAAAAAACUGAAGCUGGAACAGGAAGAUAAUGAGCUGAAGCAUAACUCCAAGUUAAAACAAUUAAUGAGGGAGUUUAAUACCCAGCUGGCUCAGAAGGAACAAGAACUAGAAGCAACAAUCAAAGAAACCAUCAGUAAAGCCCAAGAAGUGGAGGCCGAGCUCUUAGAAAGCCACCAAGCAGAGACAAAUCAUUUGCAUAAAAGAAUUGCGGAUAAAGAAGAAGAUUUAAAAAGAACAGCCAAGAGAUAUGAAGAAAUCCUUGAUGCACGAGAAGAAGAAAUGACUGCUAAAGUUACUGAACUCCAAGCACAGUUGGACCAGCUGCAAAAGGAAUACCAGCAGAGACUCCAUGAAGAAGAGGAGAAUCCGAGUAGUGAGAAAGUCACAAUAAUGGAUCUCCAGACCCAGCUGGCCCAGAAAACCACUCUUGUCAAUGAUUCCAAGUUGAAAGAGCAGGAGUUCAGAGAACAGAUUCAUACGCUAGAAGACCGGUUAAAGAAGUAUGAGAAGAACAUGUAUGUUACAACAGUGGGGAUGCCUUACCAAGGGGGAAAUCUCUGCCAUGCUGAUGUCUCUCUAUUCGGAGAGCCAACUGAGUUUGAGUACUUGAGAAAAGUGCUCUUUGAAUACAUGAUGGGUCGUGAAACCAAGACGAUGGCAAAAGUCAUAACUACAGUCCUGAAGUUUCCUGCGGAUCAGACUCAGAAAAUCUUAGAACGUGAAGAUGCCCGGCCACUGUUUGCUUCAGCUCGCAGUGGUAUCUUCUGAAUAAGCCGUCAGUCUGUGCUUAGUUAGCAUGUGGUCAUGGCUCCGAUUGUCAUCUUGAAGAAAUUGGGAUGAAGUGUGUUCCUUGAUUGUGCUGCUUAAAAAACUGUCCACGUCUCUGUUUUUCUUUGAGAAAAGGCGUGCUGGAUGACAAGCUGCUUCUCAGGUCCCUGGAGAGGCAGUGCGGAGGGGGUCCACGCAGACAGCCGAAGCUGUCCCCCAAGGCUAAGCCGCCAUAUUUGGCUGGGGGCAGGGAACGGCACUGGGAGGGGCUGGAGUACUGAUUGGAAUGAAUGAGAUGAUCCCGGGA
Molecule: messenger RNA, 6865 nt
Organism: Sarcophilus harrisii (Tasmanian devil)
Lineage: Eukaryota; Metazoa; Chordata; Mammalia; Dasyuromorphia; Dasyuridae
Gene: GOLGA4
Product: golgin A4
Exons: 26
Coding region: 106-6558 (2150 amino acids)
Biological process (GO): Golgi vesicle transport
Cellular component (GO): Golgi apparatus
Molecular function (GO): small GTPase binding
Source: RefSeq, a predicted model, not a curated record